GAAGAAAGGAAGGGAAAAAGAAAGGAAGCACGUAAUCCAGAGAUGGAGUUUGCGAUUUAUCACCAUGUUUAGGAAUGUUGCGUACGUAACGUUGCAGAAUUGGUCCGCUCAGUUACGCAGUACAUUUGCUAUCUAAAAUAUUAUCAAUCCAUCGAUCUUAAUGCUUCAAAUUGCUCUCUCUUCCCUCUGACUCUGACUCUCUCAAGGCAAAUGGCGUUUCCCUUUUCCCUCUCCUUCGAGUGCAUACUGUUACUUACUCUUGCCUCUCUCGUCUUCCUGAUCGCUCUGAUCAAGCUUGCAGGAGAUGAUGCUAAGAACUUGCCUCCCGGCAGGCAGGGUUGGCCUUUAGUGAGAGAGAACAUCAGUUUCUCGGCUGCUCCUAGGCACGGACUUUUCCAUUUUCUCCAACCAAGGAUCUCAAAGUAUGGGAAGAUCUUCACCACCCACCUGUUCGGCAAGCGAACCGUCAUCUCGGCGGAUGCCAACUUCAACAAAUGGGUUCUACAGAACGAAGGGAAGCUUUUCAAGGCCAAGUUCCCCAAGGCCUUCAGCGAGGUCUUCGGAAAGUACGGGAUGCUGUCCAUCCAUGGCGACCUCCAGAGGAAACUCCACGGCGUCGCCAUCAACCUGCUCGGCCAGGACAAGCUCAAGGCCCAUUUCCUAGCCGAGGUGGAGUCCAUGAUCAGAACCCGAGUCCACCAGUGGGUUGGCAGAGAGAUCCUCCUCCAAAAUGAGCUUCGGACGAUGGUGUUGGAGCUCAUGGUGAAGCAACUGCUGGAUAUAGACCCAUCAGAAGAGGUAAAAGUGAUGGCAAAGGAGUUUCGUGACUUCACCAGCUCGGGGAUCGGUUGCCUACCAAUUCGAUUUCCAGGGACUAGGUUCUACAGAGCGCUCAAGGCAAGGGAAGCAUUGGUAGCAAGGGUGAAGAAAGAGAUCAAAGAGAGAGAGGAGCACUCGGAGGUGAGCAGGCCGGACCUUCUGUCGAGGUUGCUCAAGGAAGACAGCCGCCUGCCGGAGGAGGUGAUCGUGGACUUCAUCCUCUUCCUCGCUCACGCCGGCCACCACACUUCCUCGAGGGUGAUGGUUUUUGCCGUCAAGCACUUGACGGAGGAUCCCGCUGCCCUCCAGAAACUUAGAGAAGAGAAUGACGCCAUAGCCAAGAAGAGAGAAGGUGGCAAGCUCACGUGGGAAGAUUACAAAUCGAUGCAGUUCACUCGAUGGGUUGUCAGUGAGACUCUCAGGCUUGAUGGAGCGAGCAUGCUUGUCAGAGAAGCCCUGGAGGAUGUCUCAGCUAACAACUAUGUAGUUCCCAAAGGCACCUCUAUCAUCCUAGCAAUAGAUGGUGUCCACAAGGACAAGGACAACUACAUCUCUCCCUUGGCCUUCAACCCAUGGAGGUGGCAAUCACUUGACUUGAAGGAGAAGCCUCUCAUGGAUGCCAUAUUUACACCAUUUGGUGGGGGUGCAAGACUCUGUCCUGGUGCACAGCUUGCCCAACUGGAAGUGUCAAUUUUCCUUCACUAUUUGGUCACCAAUUGCAGGUGGGAGAAAGUGAAGGAGGACCAAGCCAUGCGAUUCCCUACUCCACUUUUUAUUCACGGAUUCCCAGUACGUGUGUAUCCGAGGGAAACAUGACCUAAAAAAGCGGGAAAUCAUUCACACAAGUUCAGCAAAAAACAAAAAACACAGCACCGUUUUCUCGUCAACAUUACAACAUCUCGUGGAAGAAAUUAGAUAAAUGUAUUUUUGCUUCUUCUGUGGAUCCAUUACACAUAUAGAACUAAAAAAAAGAUUGUACUGCACAAAUACUUUAAUUCACUAAAAUAAUUUUGAGCACAGAAGAAGGGACCUGGAUCUCGAAACGAACAUGUCGAGCAUUUUAGCUUGGUCAUGGAUAGCUUGAUCCGUUGACUCAUCCCUGACACCCGCUGAUUGCACCAUCUGCUUCAAACUUGUGGGCCAACAAUUCCGGCCCACUAUUGUUGGCAUGUCUCAGUCAAAGGAUCCGAUUGAGAUUCGGAGGCAACAUAUGGCAGAGAAUGACGCUCCAUGUGCAUGGAUCCGACUGUGUGGUUGUGUUCAUUAGAGGUCA
Molecule: messenger RNA, 2092 nt
Organism: Nymphaea colorata (pocket water lily)
Lineage: Eukaryota; Viridiplantae; Streptophyta; Magnoliopsida; Nymphaeales; Nymphaeaceae
Product: abietadienol/abietadienal oxidase-like
Exons: 8
Coding region: 211-1635 (474 amino acids)
Biological process (GO): brassinosteroid homeostasis; multicellular organism development; brassinosteroid biosynthetic process
Molecular function (GO): oxidoreductase activity, acting on paired donors, with incorporation or reduction of molecular oxygen; iron ion binding; heme binding
Source: RefSeq, a predicted model, not a curated record